CAUCAUCAGCAACAAAGCAUUUGUUCUAGUAUCUACUUUACAGUACCUAAUACUUAAUCCACACUCGUUGACCAACUCACAUCACUCUUUAAGCAUCAAAUCGCUUAUUCCAGCAACCAAAAACCUACAAAAUGCAUUUCAACUUUGCCUGUGCUACUGCAUGUCUCUUUGCGAUCGCUGCUCUUGCAGUCCCCGUUGAGGUCGAGAAAAAGACCAAUAUCAGCAGCAACAAACAGUGCGCUGCUGGUACCUCCGUCCACUGCUGCGACACCGUCGACAGCACCGACAACUCGAACGUCUUGAACCAGUUGAGCGCUGCUGGUAUUGACCACAACGAGGCCAAGCAAAAGGGUCAAGUUGGAUUGACCUGCACUCCCAUCACUACUUCCCUUGUUGAUGCUCUCAACGGCAAUGUCUGCCAGGGUGCUACUACAGCCUGCUGCGAGGAGACCAACCAGACGGGCUUGGUUAACCUCAACCUCGGCUGCUCCGUCAUCCCCGUGACUCUGUAAUCGCCUUCACCAACACUUUGUCUUUCACGAGCGAUCGCGGUUACGAUGUCAAGACUUUGCCUAGCACAAUAGGUAUAGAACAAUGCUCGAAAAACUUCUCGACUAUGCAUCUUAUUUCUCAUUAUUUACAUUUCUUCGUGUCAUACUGGCGCAUAGCAAUAUGCUGUUAUUUAUAUCAUCAUUAUCUUCGUUGUGUGUCUUAGACAUAGUGGUUAGCCUGAUUCUUUGACCAACCAGACAAUUCAUACAAAGCACAUUGUCCCUCUUUUUAUUAACCCAUUUUCGAUAAAGCGUUGCUAUUUUAUAUUAUUAUAAUACAGUAUAUCAUUCAAGAAAUCUGCAAAUAUUCUGC
This is a messenger RNA of Talaromyces proteolyticus, 864 nucleotides long. RefSeq lists its product as uncharacterized. Gene Ontology annotation, molecular function: structural constituent of cell wall. The transcript is spliced from 4 exons. The record is from RefSeq and is a predicted model, not a curated record. NCBI's taxonomy places the organism in Eukaryota, Fungi, Ascomycota, Eurotiomycetes, Eurotiales, Trichocomaceae. Gene Ontology annotation, cellular component: fungal-type cell wall. Bases 132 to 512 code for a protein of 126 amino acids.